This is a messenger RNA of Colletotrichum spaethianum, 471 nucleotides long. RefSeq names its product nudix hydrolase 1. The transcript has 3 exons. NCBI's taxonomy places the organism in Eukaryota, Fungi, Ascomycota, Sordariomycetes, Glomerellales, Glomerellaceae. The coding region runs from base 1 to 471 and encodes 156 amino acids. Gene Ontology annotation, biological process: dGTP catabolic process. Gene Ontology annotation, cellular component: cytosol. Gene Ontology annotation, molecular function: 8-oxo-7,8-dihydrodeoxyguanosine triphosphate pyrophosphatase activity. The record is from RefSeq and is a predicted model, not a curated record.
AUGGCCUCGAACCCUUUCGCGAACCCGCGCGUCGGUGUCGCGGCCAUUAUCCAGCGCCAGGACGGCAAGAUUGUCGUAGGCAAGCGCGAGAGCAGCCACGGCGCAGGGACCCUGCAACUCCCCGGAGGGCAUCUCGAGUUCGGGGAGUCCCUCUUCACCUGCGCUGAGCGCGAGACAUUGGAGGAGUCUGGGCUAAAGGUGCGCGGCGUCAAGGUCGUGGCCGUGACGAACGACAUAUAUGAAGACCUCGGAAAGCAUUACAUCACCGUAUUUGUGAGGUGUGAGAUGGAAGAUCCUAGUGCGGAACCGGUUAACUUGGAGCCUGAAAAGUGCUCGGGCUGGGACUGGAAGGCGUGGCAGGAGGUUCGGGAGAUUAACGAGGCGGCCAGGGGGGGUGAUGGGAAGGUGAAGCUGUUUCUGCCAUUGCAGCACCUUGUGGAGGAGAACCCGGACAUUGAAAAAUCGGCUUAA